Messenger RNA from Myotis lucifugus (little brown bat), 1732 nucleotides. It is a transcript of the gene REEP2, whose product is annotated as receptor accessory protein 2. Gene Ontology annotation, biological process: endoplasmic reticulum tubular network organization. The coding region runs from base 1 to 615 and encodes 204 amino acids. The transcript has 6 exons. Gene Ontology annotation, molecular function: microtubule binding; taste receptor binding. Gene Ontology annotation, cellular component: endoplasmic reticulum tubular network; cytoplasmic microtubule; endoplasmic reticulum membrane. The record is from RefSeq and is a predicted model, not a curated record. Lineage: Eukaryota; Metazoa; Chordata; Mammalia; Chiroptera; Vespertilionidae.
AUGGUGUCCUGGAUCAUCUCUCGCCUGGUGGUGUUCCCCUUCUACUUUGAGCUCAAGAUCGCCUUUGUGAUAUGGCUGCUGUCCCCUUAUACCAAGGGCUCCAGCGUGCUCUACCGCAAGUUCGUGCACCCGACACUGUCCAACAAGGAGAAGGAGAUCGACGAGUACAUCACUCAGGCCCGAGACAAGAGCUAUGAGACCAUGAUGAGAGUGGGCAAGAGGGGCCUGAACCUGGCCGCCAAUGCUGCGGUCACAGCUGCUGCCAAGGGCCAGGGGGUGCUGUCCGAGAAGCUCCGAAGCUUCAGCAUGCAGGACCUGACCCUGAUCCGGGACGAGGACUCCCUGCCCCUGCACGGGCCUGACGGCCACCUCCGACCCGGCCCCGGCAGCCUCCUGGACACCAUUGAGGACCUAGGAGAUGACCCUGCCCUGAGCUUAAGGUCUAGCACGAACCAGGCAGAUUCCCGGACAGAAACCUCUGAGGAUGAUGUGGGAGACAAGGCCCCUAAGAGGCUCAAACCCAUCAAAAAAGUGCCCAAAACUGAGCCACUGGCUUCCAAGACGGUGAAGACCCGGCCCAAGAAGAAGACCUCUGGCGGGGGUGACUCGGCUUGAGGUCUCGACCCCUCAGGCCACAGAGCCCUGCUCCACACUGUGCCCGUAGCCCCUGUGUCUCAGGCCCAGGGCCCCUCAGACGGCUGUUUCUGGUGCCUGCCCAGAGGCCACUUGUUUGGAAGGGCUUGGAAAAGAGGAGGGAGGUCCUGUUGGGGGGGUGGGGUUUGAAGGUAGAGGCUGGGCCUGGAGCUGAGGGCUGAGCCACCCACGGAGGUGGGGGCUCCUCAGAACCUGAACUGCCAUUGUCCCCACUCCAGCUCUGUGUGCCCACCCAGUGCCUUGCUGAAAGCCAUGGCCAUCAGCUUCUCUGCGGUCCUACUGUGCACCUACUGCUCUCCCUGGGUCGGGGACAGUCAUAGCCCCCAUGGACCAGAGCCGGGCCUGCAGGCACCUGGGGAGGGCGGGAGUGGGAAGCCUCGGGGAAGCAGGGGCUCCAGGCCAUGGCCCGGAAGGGAGGACAGGGCCUUAGUGUGUGCUUAAGUGACCCGACGGCCAGGCCGGAGCUGGAGCUGGGGCAUUGGAUGAACUGUGUGCUACGUGUCCCCACUAAACAGAGGUGGGGCCCCAGGGGUGUGCGUAUGAGCGUGUGUGUGUUUGUGGGUCUAGGGCUGUGGGUAUUUGGGGUAAAGGACUUUCCCUCCAGCAGUGACCUCCUCCCGCCCUCAGCCCUCCUUCCUAGUCUCUGAGCCUCAGAGGACUACAGCCCAUGCGGUAAUGGGGCUGCCAGGAGCCGCUCACCUCCUUCUCUGCCCUCAGUUCUUUUUUGCCUCUUCCUUUCCUGCCCCUGGACUGGCUCCUCUACGCCUCAGGGCCCACAGUAGAGGCCCCUGGGAGCCAGCUCCUUUGCUCCACACCCAGAGGCCCAUCCUCCUUUCUCCCAGGGUCCUCUCCUGUGCCCAGCAGACUAGGCCCCAUGUGAGCAGACCCUGUCAGAGCCCAGCCUGUGCUCCACACCCUGCCCCAGCUUCUGCCGCCAUCUCAGUCAGAGCCAGGAGGAAUGUGCGAAGAAGAAAAAGAAAUUCAGGAGCCAAGGGUCUCCCAGUUUGGUGGAGAGCGGGUGCGCAUUGGACCUCUGGCACUGGAUGAGCCAAUAAACCAAACUCUGGCACUUGACUAA